Messenger RNA from Aureobasidium uvarum, 258 nucleotides. Lineage: Eukaryota; Fungi; Ascomycota; Dothideomycetes; Dothideales; Saccotheciaceae. The record is from the annotation of a GenBank genome assembly.
AUGGGCAAGUUUAGCAUGAGCAAGACGAGAGCCUACAACUGGUACAUCUCUCUCGUGGCCGCCUCAUGCAUGGUUCUCUACGGCUACGAUGCCUCCGUCUUCAAUGCUGUGCAGGGAUCGAAGCACUGGGUCGCCUACUUCGACAAGCCUAGUCUCCAAACGAUCGGUGCCAUCAACACCGCCUAUACUGUCGGAGCCAUCGUUGCUGGUUGGUUCAUGGGCGGUCCUAUUGCCGAUUACUUCGGACGUCGCGUGUAA